Molecule: messenger RNA, 1868 nt
Organism: Rhizophagus irregularis DAOM 181602=DAOM 197198
Lineage: Eukaryota; Fungi; Glomeromycota; Glomeromycetes; Glomerales; Glomeraceae
Source: RefSeq, a predicted model, not a curated record
AUGAUAGGAGACGAAUAUGACUUACACAAUUCACCAAAUUUAAUACAUUGCGAAGGUUGUUUUAGAAAUAUAAGUAAAAAGAAAGGAAAAAAGGAAUGUCUGAUUUAUAUAAACAAUGACAUUAGUAGAAAAAUAGAAAAACGAAAAGAAAAUGAAUUCAUAAAACCUUACGAAACACUUAAUAACAUCUUAGAAAAGAAUAUCUGGUUGAAAAACCAAACAGAAGAAGAAAGAGUCGAUAUAUUUUAUAAUAAGAAAAUCGAAAUUAUAGAUAAUAUAAUAAAAGCGAACGAGGAAUUUAUAAAUAUUAUGAAAAAUAGUAUCUUCGAAAGAUCAGAUUUAGUAAAUGAUAUCAAGAAAUUUUUUAUUAUAAUCGAAGUUUCAAAAAAUAAAUCGAUAGUAGACGAUAAAGGUAAACGAUCAAGUUUAUACAGCAUAGCUUGGAAAAUCAGGAAUUUUAAUAUAAACAAUAGUGACGACGAGAUAUUUUUUAUGGCAAAAUACGAAAGUGUGGUGGAAAAUGAAUUUAAAAUAAUUUUGAGAAGUUUAAUUUUAGGACUAAUGAUAAUAACAGAAAAUAGCGAAAUAAUUUUAGGAUUAAAUGAUAAUGUAGUCAAAGUAAUUUUAGAAUUUAUUAAUAAUUGUAGCAAUAGACGUAAAAUAGAUAGCGAUUAUUAUUUAGAAUUACUUUUUAUAGAAAAUUUUUUGGAAAAAAAUGAGAUACAAUUAUUGGAAGUAGAUGAGAAAAUCUUAGAUAAUGUCAUAGAAUUAAAGACAAAUUUAAAAGAACUUCUAAAAACCAAAUCCAUUACAGAUAUGAUAAAAAAUGAGUUCGAAUUAAUAGAUGAGGCUUUAGUGGUAAACGAAUUCAAUUUGAUAUGGAAAAAUAAAAUUAUAACAGGAGGCCUUAGAACAUGGCGGAAAAAAAUUACGAACGCUAUUUGGAAAAACGAAAUAUUAAAUAGCGAAAAACUUGAUGAUCUUUUUGUAUACAAUUAUAAGAAGGAAUUUGAUUGGGUGUCUACUUUAAAUUUUAUAAGUAAUAGAAUUAAUUUUUCCACAAGGCAAUGCGGUGACAAAGACACGAGAGAACGAUCAUAUAGAAUCAAGAAUAUGUUGAGAGAACUUCCAACAUAUAGUAUUUUAUACAAAAGAGAUACGAAUAAAAUAAAUUCACCAAUUUGUAUAAGAUGUGGGAAAGAAGAAGAGGUUUGGGAACAUGUUUGGGUUUGCGAGGCCAACGAAUUCUCAAUCGAUGAAAUAAUUCAAGAAUCACCAUAUAGAUUUGAAUUAGAACUAGAAGCACACGGCAAAAAUAAAGAGAUAGAAAUACUUAGAGAUCAUCUCUGUAAUUUUUUAAUGAUACUCGAAAGUCCUUCAUUAAUAUUACAAGGAAAAAGUAGAAAAUGGGAAUUGAUCAGAGGAAUUUUCAACGAUAAAUUUAAUGACCUAUCAAAAAUAAAAGAAGAAAAGACGACGAUUAAAGAACUUUGGAAUUUUAUAUACGACGAAUUAAAGAAAAGAAUUUGGAUACCACGAUGCGAAGAAAUUAAAUUUCUAGAAGAAAAGGAAGGGAUAACAAAAUUGGAUUUGAAAUUAAGAAAGCAGAAACUGAAAGAUGAUCAUAACGAAGAAUCAGAAUUAGAAAAAAUUAAAAACAACAAAAAUACAAAAACAAAAGAAAAUAAAAAUAAAAACAAGACAAACAAAAUCAAAAAUAAUCAAAUUAAAAUAGUAACUUUGGGAAAGUUAACGAACGCAGUAACAGAUGGUUUAAAUAUAGAUAAAAUUUGGGAUACAUCAACGAAAUUACCAUUUUAUUAGAAUAGAAAAUUUUACAUAGUUUUAUUUCAAGCACUAAUUUUUAG